This is a messenger RNA of Ananas comosus (pineapple), 1174 nucleotides long. RefSeq lists its product as uncharacterized. NCBI's taxonomy places the organism in Eukaryota, Viridiplantae, Streptophyta, Magnoliopsida, Poales, Bromeliaceae. Gene Ontology annotation, cellular component: nucleus. The transcript has 7 exons. The record is from RefSeq and is a predicted model, not a curated record. Bases 1 to 909 code for a protein of 302 amino acids.
AUGAUGCUAUCUUUUNCUCCUCCUCCUCCUCCUCCUCCUCCUCCCCCUACUCGGGAGACAGACUGCGAUGACGACGAUGACGACGACGAGGACGACAACCUCCUGUUCGAGCAGAUGCGUCAGACUGCCGCCGCCGUCGCCGCUGCCGCCUCCUACCCGCCGCCCCCACCAGAGCCAGCCUACCACAAUCCCCCGCCCCUUCCCCCUGCCGCCCUCGCUGCCGCUGCUGCAUACCACCUCCAGCAGCCGCUCCCGCCCCCUUCCUCCGCCGCCGCUGCUGCCGCUGCCGCUACUGGCCGCGCUCCUUCCUCCAAGGAAAGUGCUACUGGAGUCAAAAGAAGAGGUGGCCCAGGUGGUCUCAAUAAAGUUUGUGGAGUUUCGCCAGAACUUCAGGCGAUUGUCGGUGAGGCAACCAUGCCUAGAACUCAGAUUGUGAAGGAGCUGUGGGCAUACAUUCGAAAAAACAAUCUCCAAGAUCCUGAUAACAAGCGCAACAUCAUCUGCAAUGAUGAACUACGUGUGGUUUUUGGGACAGACAUUAUUGACAUGUUCAAGAUGAAUAAGUUGCUAGCUAGGCACAUAAUUACGCUUGACACCAAAAAUGGAGGUUCAAAUUCAAAAAAACAAAAGUCAACAAAUGUGGAUGCUGGAACAAUGCCUGAUGCUGAUCAAUGUUUGGUAGUUAUUUCUGAUAAACUGGCCAAUGUCAUAGGGACUGAAGAUAGAGAAAUGAUACAAGAUGAUGUAUUGAAGCAUAUAUGGAAUUACAUAAAAGCUAACCAGCUGGAGGAUUCCACAAAUGCAUCAAUACUGUGUGACUCCAAGCUUCAAGAAAUUUUCGGUUCUGAGAGCGUUCCUGCCUCAGGUUUAAUUAAGAUGCUUGCACACCAUUUUAUAAAGAAGUCAUGACAAAUGUUCUACUUACUGAUAGAUGUAUGAUUACAGCAUCAUCAAGUGACUCUAAUCACUAAAUCAUUAAAGAGUGUUUCUAACAGGAUAUAGCUAUCUAUGUGCUUUGACCAUUGUAUGUUUGUGUGAAAGCAGUUACAGUAGAUUCCCUUUUCAGAUAGAUCUGAUAUUUUUCUCUGUAGCAAUGACUUAGAAAGAUGACGUGUUUUGUAGUAUUAUCAAGUUCUAAUUUUAGCUUUGUCAAUAUGGCGGGGCUUUGGCACUA